Molecule: messenger RNA, 2603 nt
Organism: Limulus polyphemus (Atlantic horseshoe crab)
Lineage: Eukaryota; Metazoa; Arthropoda; Merostomata; Xiphosura; Limulidae
Exons: 7
Coding region: 368-2188 (606 amino acids)
Source: RefSeq, a predicted model, not a curated record
ACGAGCUUCAAAUAGUGACAAGAGAAGCAAAAAUGACGACGGGCUGCAGAGAUAAUUUAAGUGUAAUUUAGGACCCGUGAAAAGACCAGAAAAGUGGUGAUGUAGGACUGAGUGAAAACGUUAGACUAUGAAGAUACCGUGGGAGAUUAUUGUUGCGUGAUCAGCUUUAAAUCGUCGAAAGAAAAUGUUCAAAAUGUCUGCAACUCCCCUGCGUUAUAUAAAACAAUCUUCGUGAUAAACUUUGCCCUCUGAUAACAGUAGAACGAAUGAGCAAGUAAGUGUACAUUCGGAUUGCCAAAUUGUCACGCUAUUGGUAUUUCUAGUGUUCUUCCAUUUCGCUUGUGCUGAAACUGAAAUCUUUGUUGCUAUGGAGGGGUCAGGACUUCUUCAGGAUGAGGGUGAUAUGGUUCCUCCAAAAUUCACCACUGAAAUAAACACAACCACGUUCACUUCUGUAAAUUGUGAGGACCCACGAGGCAACCUAACAGGAAUAAACGAUAAUGAAUCUAAAACGAAAAAUGCCAAAGAAAGCGAAAAAGUUUUGGCCCAGGGCCAGGAAGACGAAGGUACGUUUGAAAAGAACUAUGAAACGAAAAACCAGUCGAUUUCGGACGACCCAGUACCAUCCCCAGACGACGAAAGUCUCUCGAAGUUGCCACCUAACGGUCAGAGGUGUGUAGAGUGCGAUAACGGCGGUUCUAUAAAUGACCAAAAUGACGUAACACUGGGAGUACAUAGAAUACAGGACAUUGGUCAUCCUAACGAUAACCAAGUGUUAGUCCCUGUAGAUAACCAGAAUUAUUGUUCAACCCCCGCCGUCUGUGAAUCUUGUGGAAAACAAAUACCGAUCCUUGAACUAUACAGAACGGACGCCGAAACCGGGGGAAGACUAUCGAGAGGUACUCUCAAGCGUGUAUCAGUGUCGUCCAGUUUCAGGAAGAACAUUGCAGAAGAAGUCGACAAUGGUGAGGUAAUGGAUCAACAAUCUUUGACCUUUAUUGACUUUGUGCCGGAGAAACAAAAUGACACGAAAGGUGAAACCUCCAAUCUUAGCUAUGAAAAUUUUCGAUCUCUAGUUAAACGGGCCAACCAGUGGUUGCAGGAGAAAUCGCAUUUCUGUGUAGUGAACUGUGAAACUGUUCUGUUCAAGUUAAGUGCCCCUGAGGUGGACCCCAACAUCACGAUCUACGCAGAUAAUCCCCAGUACCCACUAUGGGGUGUUCGAGGUCUCAGAUUAUGGAUCUGUCCAGCUAAGAAAGAUUCUCCCCAACUCCCCUGGAAUAUCCACUAUGUUAACCUCUUACCACAGAAAAUUGGUGAAACUGACGUCGGAAACCAACAACGACAUUUUGUGCCACUUUCAAAAGUAGUGGAUAAUUUCAACCAUUUAGCCAAAUCUGGAAACAUCGAGGGAAACCUUAUAGCAGCGGAAACUAUUCCUCUAGAGAUAACAAACAUAGAAAACGUCGAGGAGAUCGACACAGAUGGAUGUCUUUGGGAAAGCACUUCGUCUGUAAACAAAGAAAUUGUUUUCAUGUUACGCGUCUAUUAUCGUGAGAACAGUGCAAACACAUCUUGUGAGUCGUUAGGGGUAGAAGAUUUUUUUAACUCCUCAGAAACGUUUUCAUGUCUUGUUUCGGAAGUAUCUUCUUGUUUUACUGGGAAAGAAUCUUUGAGAAUCUGUAAUAUCCAGUCUGUUUAUAUAAACCUUCGAAAUGAGAAGUAUGGAGACUCACAGCAAAUGAGCUAUUUGGAACAGCAUAAUUUAGAGCACCACUUUGCCCGAUUUCUUCGGGUAUUCUACGCGAGACAAAAUAGUUCUGAACAGAAGACUACCCAUCUCACCAGACGACUCACCUGUAAAACUAUUGUUCCCGCACAGUAUAGGAGCAACAUGAACAAUCCUCCACAUGACGAUGCUGUUAAAAUUAAGGAAAUGAUUAGUUCCUGGGUAAAACUAUCAGGGGCAGUUGUCAUCAAUGCAGCUACCGAUAUUGUGCAGUUGAGCCUUUACGGGGAAGUUUUGGAUAAGACAGAAGUCAACAAAGUGAAUGUAAAACCUACUAAGACCUGCUACUACAUGUACAUAACUCGUUUAUACCUAGACGGUCAGUAUGAAGACCCUCCAUCUGACCAGUUACUUGGUUCUUCUAGCGUGAAGAAUUCUGGGUGCUGCGUGCUGUUGUAAUUCCUUAAAUGAUCAAACUAUGAAAAACCUGUAAUUAAAUUAUUAUGUAACUACACUUAAGACUAGUAUUGUGGUAAUGAUGAGAACGGUUAGGUUUAACUGUAAAGAAAUGUCUUUCGUUUUCUUAAUGUCACAAAAUAUUCUCUUUGUCAUUAUAUAGGAACACAAUGAAACCAAGUUAAAAAAAAAAUUAAGAACGGUGACCAUCGAAACGACAUUAGUUUACCGCCAAAAUAAUUCCGUCGUUUUGAAUUUACGUUGCUAUUUGGUGUAAGUGUAAAGGGAUAUAAUGAGUUAACAUUAAUUUGUGGUACUUACACUAAGUGAUAAAAAUGGGGAAAUUAAAACAUUUAUUAUCUGUUAACAGCUUCACGCCUCAUAGAGAUGUAAAUGCUGAAGAUAUAACUUAAUACAU